UGUUUACGGCAUGGAACUUUUACGGCUGCUUCUUCUUCCUAUUUAAUUUGAAGUAGUCCCACAUAAAGCAAAAGCAAAAAAUCCUUACUAUCAACUCAAAACAAAAUGGACACUACUCCGGCGAGGUUCAUGUUGAGCUACGGUGGCGAGAUCAAGCCCCGCGACGGCCACCACCACCGCUCCUCCUAUGCUGGCGGCGUCCACAAGAUGUUCCACGUUGACGGCAACAUAAACUUCGACGAUAUGACCGCCAAGCUCUCCUUACUCAAGGGCGGCGAUGCUGUAACCUCCUUUAAGUAUCUCAUCCCCGGCGACGACCUCGAUACCCUGGUCACUGUCGACAACGAGAUGGACCUCAGUAACCUUAUGAGCGAAUACGAUCUGCACUGCCACGGUUCCGGUUGGCUCGCCCCGAUGAGGAUCUUUCUCGACACCGUCGAACAAGGCGGCGUCGCUGUUGUUCCUCAGGCACCUGUUCCGCCGAGUGCCUCUGACGAGGAUCGCGUGAACAUGGAGCUGGAGGGUCAGUUGGAGCAGCAGUGGGGGCGCGUUUCGGGUCGCGCGUCGUUCUCUUUGCCCGGACCGUUAACUCUUGCAUCGGCGCUCUUCUUACUCGUUGCCCUGAUUCUUCUUGUUUUGCUACCGAUGGCACUUCUCAUACUUCAAAACUAUUCAAUUAAGAACGCAAUGACCGAGAUCAGGAGCACAGAACCUCCUCGCGACAGGCUUAUUCAAUUCGAGAAGUCCAUCAAUCAAUUACCUGAAGUACUGCAGGUCCCCGCUAGGGAUACCAUUGAAAUGGUGUUGCAUGAUAAAAAGGGUAGCAGAAUACAUGCUUCUCUCCCAAAGGCAUUGGUCAAGAAGUUUUGUCCAGUUGCUAAAAUCAUACAAAAUGGCAAUAUAGAUGACAAGGAACUCAUUGAUAUAAUUGUUGAGGUGGUUGGAAACAAGGGAAGACAAAUUGUCUUUACUUUUGAGGAUUUGGACAAAAAUAGGGUGACCUGUAUUUUGUUUGGAACACUGGUGGAUCAUAUUUUUCCCCACCUUGAUUCAAUUGGUCCUGCACCACUCAUUGUUGAGAGGGCUAAAAGUUUCUUAGACAAGGUGCAUGUUCAGAGCAGUUACUAUGCAUCAAAGCUCCAUGUGAACGUCUACAUAAAAGAAGUUGUGGAUUCCAAAAAUAGGUUGGGGAGUACUUGCCAGAUUACUUCGCAGUAUAUAAGUCAUCUCUCAUCUCAACCUAGCUAUUCCGAGAGUGAUGAGAUUAAUGGCGGAUUAGUAAGAUUGAAGUCAAUAGAGGAGCUUCUGAAUUGUGCAAAUGAGGGUUCUUAUUGGAUUCUGGCUAGCAUAGUGCGUUUGGAUGUUGAAAAAGAUGAUUGGUUUUACAAGGGAUGUACCAGAUGUCCCCGGAAGCUAGAAGGUGCUGAACCAUCUUAUUGCAAGAAAUGUGAUCAAGCGGAUUCCAAUCCUCUUCUACGGUUUAGGUUUCAAGUGAUAGUGUCUGAUGGCACUGGAAGAAUAAUAUUAUUGGUUCUGUGGGAUAGGGAAACCCUGCAAAUUGUUGGGAAGACAGCAACAGAGAUAAAAGAAAACUUUUUUGAUGAUGAUGAUGCAGAUACAAAGCUUCUGAUUAAAGUUGCUGUGUCAUCAAGGAACAUUAACGGUUAUGAUGAUGUCUAUAAUGUUAUGAGGAUAUCCGAUGAUGAACAAUUGAUUGCAAAAUUUGGCCGUAAUGCUGCUGAUUCAGUUGAUGAUGAGUUUCAUACAACUUCUAGUUAGAAGACUCCAGCAAAGUGUGCAUCUUGAAUUGGGCCCUAAUAAUUAGCUGUCAAGAAACAAGGUGAAGAGACUGAAACUAAAUAAAGACAAGUCAUUCUAUGUUAUGAGUGAUUAGUGUUGUUAGUAUUACUCUUUGUUGUAGAAUAUUGGAGAUGUUAUUUGUAAUCUAGUUAUUUCACUCAUCAGUUGUACUGUGGUUAACUUCACCUUUUGUUGUUGUAUGUGUCUUUUAAUUUGGUCCAAGCUAUCUUUGGAAGACCAAUAUUGUAAUAAUGUCUAUUCAGGUUGUGUUAACUUUUGUAGUAUCUAUCGGUGU
Molecule: messenger RNA, 2095 nt
Organism: Arachis duranensis
Lineage: Eukaryota; Viridiplantae; Streptophyta; Magnoliopsida; Fabales; Fabaceae
Exons: 11
Coding region: 106-1779 (557 amino acids)
Molecular function (GO): protein binding
Source: RefSeq, a predicted model, not a curated record